UGGGACUGAUAUAUUCCCUCAAUCUUGCUUAUCCUCCAACACUGUGUUACACUUUUGAAGUGUUCCAGAAGCUUUUCUUAGAUUUAGACGCAAUAAAGCUAUCCCCCAAAGUACAAACUCUGAAAAUGAAGUUGCUGUCCAAAACUUAAAAGAUGACAUUUUAUUCAGCUUUGUUCAGCUUGGUAUGCUAUUGCCAUUAUAGCAGUUUAUGCUAUAAAGUUGUAUUGUUAUUGUGUAACUCUUGCACAUGCUUCAAAGUCGUUAAUUAUUCAUGAAUAUUAAUACAGUUGCAAAACCUGUGCAGCCAUUUCUCACAGCUGUGCCUUCAGAAAGGACUUUAAGUUUAUAAUAGUAUGACAAGAAGAAUUGCUGAUUUGUUGGUUUUUUUUUCAAGUCUAAAACUAGGACAAAAAAGGCUGUCAAUAAAACAAAGUUGUUAAAUAUUGUCAUUUUUAUAUUAUUGAUUUUUCGUAUUUUCUGUAUACACUUUAACGAAACUAGUAAUUACUCAAAUGUAGUGCUUAAAAAUUAUUUUGUAAUGAGAAUAAAUAUAGUGAUACAACGAAUAGAAUAUAAAUAACAUUUAUUAAAUUAAUUCAUUAUUGUAAGUGAUCAGCACACAUAAAAUUUACUCAGUAUUUCUAUGACACACAUAGAAAUACUAAAAAAAAAUCACAGAAACCUUACUUCAUUAUUUCAUAUAACCGAACAUAUAAAAAUCCAUCAUGUUGAGUAAGGUUUACUCACAAAUCGCUUUUAGGUUUUACUCGAUAAAGGCAAGAGAGUUUUACUUGAUUUAGAGUAGUAAAAUUUAAUAAGAAUCUGUUCAUGCAAAAACUUACGAUGAUUUUUCUAAGUAAAUGUUAUUAGUUAUUUUUUUCAGUGUACCUGCCUGUCGGGUUCAAUGUGUAUUUUGUUGUGAAAUGCCAAAUGCUAUCAUUUGUUUUUGCAAAACAAAUCUACCCACGGCUAUAAAUAAAGUAACCUUGAGCCUUGAACCUUGAACUUCCCUGUCCAUAAACUGCACCACCCAGUCUUAUUUAAACCCUCAGCAGGUAAACUUGAUGAUUACAAGAUCCUUUGUAAACAAGGAGACCAAAACAUGGGCAACGUGACUUCAAGGAAUGUUCAACCACAGCAACAAAGUGUCUUUAAAUCUGAUGGCUGGGUUUACAGGAUUCCUGCUCUUUUCUAUGAGAGAGAAAGUGAAACUCUUCUAGCUUUUGCAGAGCAGAGGACGACUGUGGAUGACAGCCAGUCCAAAAUGCUGGUAAUGAAAAGAGGAAAACUGAAGGAGGAAACCCCUACUGUGAAGACAAUUGAGUGGUCAGAGCUCCAACCAGUAGAAGAGGCACAGAUUGAUGGAUACCGCCCUAUGAAUCCCUGCCCGCUGUAUGACAAAACCAGCAAAACCCUUUUCCUGUUUUUCAUCUGUGUUGAAGGCACCGUCUCAGAGCAGUGGCAGAUAAAACACUCCACAAACAAGGCCCGUCUGUGCUACAUCACCAGCAUCGAUCUUGGAAAAACCUGGAGUAAAUUGACUGAUCUGACUGACAAACUGCCUGAAAUUGAAACUUGGGCCACUUUUGCUGUCGGGCCGGGCCACGGUCUUCAAACAGAGCAGGGAAGGUUGAUUGUUCCACUUUAUGCUUAUACUUCUGGCAUGAGCUGCUGCUGUUGCUUGUUUAAAUGCUGUGCUCCUUGUCAUGCACUCUCCCUGUACAGUGAUGAUUCUGGUAAAAAUUGGCAAUUUGGCCAAAUGUUUCAAGCAAAAUCGAAUGAAUGUCAAAUGGCAGAGGUUUUUGACGAAAGCGGCAACAGCAUCAUCUACUGCAACGCUCGCACUAAAGGAGGAUAUAGAGAGGAAAGUAUCAGUAAGGAUAAUGGACAUGAGUUUUGCAAGCUGAGUGGUGCUCAAAAACUUGUGGAGACAGGCAGCGGCUGUGAGGGAAGCGUGGUUUCUUUUCCAGAUCAGAAUGAAGAUGUAAAAAAUGAUCAGAGCCAGAAAGCAAACAAGUGGCUGCUCUUCACCCACCCAAGUCACCAGUGCCGCAGGGUUAGUCUGGGAGUGUAUCUGAACAAAACACCACAUGAUCCAAAGUCGUGGAGCGAACCCUGGAUCAUCAACAGUGGACCCAGUGGUUACUCAGACCUGGCUUACAUUGGUGAGGGUUGGUUUGCUUGUCUGUUGGAGUGUGGGAAGGAGAAAUAUACUGAGCAGAUAGCUUCUGUGGUUUUCAGCUACAAUGAGCUCUAACAAGAAAUUGGAGAGUAAAAGAAAAUCUUUGCUUUAAUCCAAUGCAAAGGCUUGAUUGACUUUGAUAUCUGUCAGGAUUAAUAAAGUAUCUAUCUAUCUAUCUAUCUAUCUGUCUAUCUGUCUAUCUGUCUGUCUGUGUCUGUCUGUCUGUCUAAAAAAUGUAAAAUCUGUAAAAGCGUGUUAAUAAGAAACAAAUGGAGCCAUAUGCUACUUUUAUAAUAACAGUGAGGUCCUUCCACUUACAGAAAACAAUACAAAUACAAAGGCUGCAGAAAGAUUCUUCUUCCUGUUUUCAGAUCAUGUUAAACAUUGACUCAAAUCAAUUGGCUUAUGUGGAAGACAAAUCUGUCAGUAACAUCAGAUCAAGUUUUCCAAUGAUUUCAUUCAAAUGUAUGCAGCAUUAUUGUAAAAAAUAAAAUCAAUAUAAAAUCCAGAA
Amphiprion ocellaris (clown anemonefish) is the source of this 2693-nucleotide messenger RNA. Its product is annotated as sialidase-3-like. Gene Ontology annotation, cellular component: membrane; lysosome; cytoplasm. Gene Ontology annotation, biological process: ganglioside catabolic process; oligosaccharide catabolic process. NCBI's taxonomy places the organism in Eukaryota, Metazoa, Chordata, Actinopteri, Pomacentridae. The transcript has 2 exons. Gene Ontology annotation, molecular function: exo-alpha-sialidase activity. The coding region runs from base 1103 to 2257 and encodes 384 amino acids. The record is from RefSeq and is a predicted model, not a curated record.